AUGGUGUCGGCAGGCUCGGACGCCAUCGCGGCGCAGCAAGCUGCUCAGGUUGAGAAGAUGUCGUUGGAUCUCCAAGCGCUCGAGGCGUCGAAAGGUUCUGCGCAGGCGGCUCUCGACGAGGAGCGCGAGCGUGCAAAGCAGCUGUCCAGCCGCUGCAAGGAGCUGGAGCAGCUGUCCUCGAACUCCAAGGCGGACUUAGCACAGGCUCAGGAGCGCUACGCCGAGUACGAGGCCAUGGUGGCGCAGGGUCAGGACGCGGCAGCUGCUCAGGCGGAGAAGAUGACAUUAGAUAUGCAGGCUCUCGAGGCGUCGAAGAGUUCUGCGCAGGCGGCUCUCGACGAGGAGCGCGAGCGUGCAAAGCAGCUGUCCAGCCGCUGCAAGGAGCUGGAGCAGCUGUCCACAGGCUCAGGAGCGCUACGCUGA
Molecule: messenger RNA, 423 nt
Organism: Prorocentrum cordatum
Lineage: Eukaryota; Dinophyceae; Prorocentrales; Prorocentraceae
Source: the annotation of a GenBank genome assembly